This is a messenger RNA of Labeo rohita (rohu), 983 nucleotides long. RefSeq names its product zinc-binding protein A33-like. The record is from RefSeq and is a predicted model, not a curated record. The transcript is spliced from 5 exons. The coding region runs from base 1 to 966 and encodes 321 amino acids. Lineage: Eukaryota; Metazoa; Chordata; Actinopteri; Cypriniformes; Cyprinidae. Gene Ontology annotation, molecular function: protein binding.
AUGGUCAAACAGAGGAACACAGAGAAAGAGAAAUCAGCCAGUGUUGAUCUCUUCACUGAUCUGAUCCGCUCCAUUGAGAGAUGUCAGUCUGAGCUGCUGAAGAUGAUGGAGAAACAGCAGAAAGCAGCAGAGAAACAGGCUGAAGAUCUCAUUAAAGAGCUGCAGCAGGAAAUCACUGAUCUGAAGAGGAGAAACACUGAGCUGGAGCAGCUCUCACACACUGAUGAUCAUCUGCACCUCAUACAGAUGUUCUCAUCCCUGUGCAGUCGUCCACACACCAAGAACUGGACUGAGAUCAGUAUUGACUCUGAUGUGGAUGUGUAUUUAAUGAAUAAACCUCUGAUUCAACUGGAGAAAACUCUAAAUGGGAGUCUGAAUAAAAAAAUUGGUCAAACUGGGUUAAAGUGUGUACAGACGUUUGCAGUGGAUGUGACUCUGGAUCCUGAUACAGCGCAUCCAUCUCUCAUACUGUCUGAUGAUGGAAAACAAGUCAGUAAAGGAGACAUUAAGCAGGACGUCCCAGAAAACCCAAAGAGAUUUGAUGUCUGUGUUUGUGUUCUGGCAAAGCAGGGAUUCAGUUCAGGGAGAUUUUACUAUGAGGUGCAGGUGAAGGGAAAGACUGAGUGGGAUUUAGGAGUGGCCAGAGAAUCUGUUAACAGGAAUGGGCAGAUUGAACUGAGUCCUGAUGAUGGAUUCUGGACUGUGAUUAUGAGGAAUGAGAAUCAAUAUAAUGCAUGUGAAAAUUCACUUGUCUCUUUAUCUCUGAGAGUGAAUCCUGAAAUUGUGGGAGUGUUUGUGGAUUAUGAGGAGGGUCUGGUCUCUUUUUAUGACGUGGGCUCCAGAUCUCAUAUCUACUCUUUCAUUGGUCAGACUUUCACUGACAAACUCUAUCCAUAUUUUAGCCCAGGCCUUAAUGAUGAAGGUAAAAACUCAAAACCACUGAUCAUCACACCUGUUAACAAAUAAACUGCCCUGAAAUAUGA